AUGGCGGCGGCCGGCCGGGAGCGGGAGCGGGAGCGGGCGCGCUUCGUCUACGUGACCCGCUUCGGCUCGCACCAGUGCGGCAGCGUCCUGCGGCUGGGCGGCCGGCGGGCUCAGGGCCGGUGGACCCCCGGGCUCGGGGCGGGCCGCAGCCGAGAGGAGCCGCGGGAGGCGGCGGCGGCGGCGGCGGCGGCGGCGGGCGGCGGGGAGAUGCCCCCCGGCUCCCGGCCCAGGGCCCCCGCUGCCUCCUCCCCGGAGCGGGCGUCGAGCGCGCGGAGCGGGCCCCGGCCGGCGGCGCAUGCAGGUUUAACUCAGGAGGAUUUGGCUAAAAAGUUUGACUUCCCCAUACCUUUGAAUGAAGCUUCCAAAAUAAUGAAGAAAAAGAAAAAGGCUUCAGUAUGGAAUGGAGUGUACAAAGUCAUUUGUAAAAUGCUUGAAGAAAAUGAAAAAUAUAGACUCAGGCUGAAAUCUCAACAAUUACCUGGUGGAACAGUAGGCCUUCUGCUGAACAUCAAAUGA
Camelus dromedarius (Arabian camel) is the source of this 516-nucleotide messenger RNA. RefSeq names its product chromosome 27 C5orf47 homolog (gene C27H5orf47). The transcript has 4 exons. The record is from RefSeq and is a predicted model, not a curated record. NCBI's taxonomy places the organism in Eukaryota, Metazoa, Chordata, Mammalia, Artiodactyla, Camelidae. Bases 1 to 516 code for a protein of 171 amino acids.